Entamoeba nuttalli P19 is the source of this 1977-nucleotide messenger RNA. RefSeq names its product DENN (AEX-3) domain containing protein. Gene Ontology annotation, molecular function: guanyl-nucleotide exchange factor activity; phosphatidylinositol phosphate binding. The transcript is spliced from 2 exons. Bases 1 to 1977 code for a protein of 658 amino acids. Gene Ontology annotation, biological process: endocytosis; endocytic recycling. NCBI's taxonomy places the organism in Eukaryota, Evosea, Mastigamoebida, Endamoebidae. The record is from RefSeq and is a predicted model, not a curated record. Gene Ontology annotation, cellular component: intracellular membrane-bounded organelle; cytosol.
AUGACUGAAAAAACUGGUUUACCUUUUAGACAUGGAAUGCUAGUUGAUGAAAUUGUAUUGAUAAGAAUAAAUGACUUACUCUCAUUUGAUGGAAAUGAAGGUGUGUUUAAUAUAACUAAUAGAAUACCAGACAACACGAUUUUGGAUAAAACUCUUUGUACGUUCACAUUUCCUGAUCAUGAUCUCAGCAGUUCAUCUAAAAAAGAAGAUAAAUUUACAUUUACAUUAACAGAACUUGAUGGGAGGAGGAGAUAUUGUCAUUGUAAAAGAGAAGUGUAUCAACGGUCUUAUUGUUUUUGUAUCAUUUCAUCACAUCCUUCUUUCACGUUGUUUAGUAAUAUCUUAGACUUUCUUAGUCAAAACAUUAAUUCAAAGUAUUUAAAUGAUAUUUUCCUUGAUCUAUUCAAUAAACAAUUCCCUGAAAUCAAUCAGACAAUUACUAAUGACAUACCAAAUUCUAAAAAAUUCACAUACACAAUUAAACGUAUAGAAGACACUUUAUUUGAACCUAAUUUUAUUACUCCAUCUUUAUUUUUAAAUAUGUUUGGUGCUUCAUUAUUUGUAGAUAUGUUAUCUCAUCUUCUUCUGGAGAGGAAAUUUAUUUUUAUUUCUGAGUCUUUACAGUUACUUAGUUCUUCACAUGUUCUUAUUCCAAUUCUUCCUCCUGAUAUGUUGUCUUUAGCAUUUGCUCCAAUGCCAUUCAUUAUUGGUUGUACCUAUUCUACUUUUCUUCAAAUGGUUGAAGAAGUUGAAAUUAAUGAUGUUUAUGUUUUUAAUUUAGAUACAUCAACAUUUCUUUCUUUUCCUUCUCAUCCACUCUUAUUAACAAGUGACCGUUCUGUUCAAUUAAGGUCUCAAUUAAACAAGUUACAAAAAAGUAUGGAAACUGAAAAAAAGUCUGUUCUAUUACAAUCAUCAGAUUCUGCCAUUUCAUCUCUACUCUUAGACUUUUAUAGAUAUUCCUUUGGUUUUUAUGUCUCAACAUAUCGUGAAAAAGUUAACCAAAAAACUCUCCAAAAAGUGAAAGGUUUUGAUCUUACUAAUCCAAAAACAAACCCAGACAAAACAGGAAGGACAUUCUUUCUUGAAUUCCUUAAUAGUCAAAUGGCAGACAUGUAUUUCUCUGAAAGAGAAAAACAAGUUAUUGAAGGAAAAAAUAUAAGAAAGUUAUGUCCAUUACUCAUUCCUUAUAACUCUAAUCCUAUUUUUGAAACACCAUCAAGUUAUGGCUAUUACAACACCAAAUGUGUUAAUUGUCAUAGCACUAUCCUUUCACAAUCACCUUGUUGUAUGUUAGGAUCAUUACCAUGCCACUGUUGUUGUUAUCGGUGUUUGUCUUGCUUUAGGAUUAUGCUUGGUGACAUCAAAGGGGAUGUAAAUCGUAUGAUUUGUACAUUAUGUAUUGAAUCAAAUUCUCAACCAAAACAUAGAACCACUGAAGAAUAUCAACAACUGUUAAGUAAAAAAUAUCGUACAGCACUAGGCAAUAUAUCACAAAUAUUAUCCCAAAAAUCAAAAUCAUCAAAAAAUGUAGCUUCAACACCACCAUCAAAUUCCCAACAUGCUACCCCUUCAAUUACACCAAGAUAUGACAAUACUGAUACUAAGUCAAUUAAGUUGUUUGAUUUUUCCAAUGCAAAAUCUCAUUCAACCCAACCAACAAUUGCUUUUGAUUUAGUUAGCACUUCAACAGACGAAUUGGAAAACGAAGACCUUGUCAUAAAAGAAAAGAAACUAGAAGAAUCUAAUAAUACUCCUGACCAAUCCAACGAUAAAAAUCUUAAUAACGAAUUGUUUGAUUUUGGUCAGCACAUAUCAACACCUCCAUCAACACCAAAUUGUCCUCUAUCAAAAAGUUCAAUAAAUGAGUCUGGCUCUGGGACAUUCAUAUCUGAUAGUAUUAAUACUUCUAUUUCUCAGCAACAAAUAAAACCCCAACCCACAAACGUCCCUUUGUUCGAUUUUACUUUACUUUAA